ACAGUCUGUGUACAGUGUGUUCAUUUCUCUUCCUUUCUUCUCUCUUCAGUUGCUUUCAUAAACAAACUGAAAACAGACUCCAAUCAUAACAUCAUAAUUCAAAUGCCAAACUACUUCUCAUUCUCACUGCUAUUACAAUGAGUUUACUGAGCCCAUUUUCAAUGUUAUGGCCCCAGACACAGCAUAUGUAUUCUUAUAAAAAGGGAUGGCCUCCAUUUUGGCAUUGUACCUAUUGCAGUCUUUUGUGGCUUCAAAUGGGCUCGACCCAGACCAUUUUGAACCCAAAAUUGGCCCAUUUCCAGUGGUGAUACCUUUUUGAUAGUAUCCUCAAGUCUAGGAAUAUAAAAUGCUUGUUGACCCAUAAGAUAAAAAUAACAAAGAGUUUCAUAUACUAGAAAUUACGACUGUCCAUGAUUCUAGGCGUCACACGUGUUGGAACUUGGGGGUUGCCUAGGGCAUCCAAAGAGACGUUAGCUUCCCGCCAAGGCAAAUAACAGGAGAAGUAACCGACUUCUAAAUGUUGUAACGAAUUAACAAGUAAUGAAUAUGUGCUUAUUUUCAGCCUACCAUGUCCAUUGUUUCUGUAUUUAAUCUCCCUCACCACUCUUCCACACAAUCAUCUCUCAAACAAUGGAGAUUGAAUUGGGACUCAGGGUUUCCAGACCCAGUCAUGAUGCCAUCUCCGCCAGCCUUCGCAUCACCAAAGAUGGCCCCAAUCCUCUUUUCCUGUAUAUGGAAACUGACGAGAUGUUCAUCCUCACUGCCAAUCUCAAAGGAUAUCCGAGGGAGAAACUCAAGAUUAGUAUAGACGAAGUUGGGACUCAGAUUGCUAUUAGUGGGGAGAAGGUGAUUACACAGAUGAUGACGGUGGGGUGGAUAGCGCACAAGAGAGAGGUUGAGGUCAGGAGAUUCAGAAAGGUUUUUCGGAUUCCAGACGGGGUUGUUCUAGAUGGAAUCAACGCCAGUUUCAAUGAAGAAGAAUCGGUUUUGAAGAUUUUAAUGCCUAAAUCGGUGAAAGGAAUUAGUGGGGUUAAGAUGGAGGAAGUGAAGGAAGAGGACAUUGAUGGAAGGAGCUAUGAAAGGACUCGAGUUGUGGCUGAUGAGGUUCCUGAAACAGAGAAUCCUAGAGAGACUCUGAAAGAAGAGAUAAACAAUGUAACGGCAACUGAUGAGGUUGAGGGAAGAUUGUCCCAAGCUGCUGAUACAGAGGAAGAGCCCACUCAGUUGAAUGAAGGAGAGGUGCCAUCAUCCCAAGAAACUCCAGCCAAAGCCAGAAAGGAUUCUGAUUCAGAAGCAAAAAGUAGAGCAGCGGAGGAGAAAUCAAAGGAGUGUGAACAGAGUCCAGAGGCAACUGAAUCAACAAAAGUUGAACAAGAUCAAGUGACUGAAGGAGCUCAGGUUGAAGAAUAUAAUGCCCAUGAGGAAAAUGGUGGAGUUGAAACUCAUCCAUCACAACAACAGCCGAAUGCAGAAAUUCAAGAAGCGGCCCAGGAUCAAACAGAGUCACUGAAGUCAGAUCAUCCUGAAGAAGUUGAAGGAAUGGGAAAUGAAAUUCCAGCAGAAACUGAUCGAGUAGACCCUCCUGAAGAAAAAGUUGACGACAGACAGGGCUCGUUGGCUCCUUCCAAAAAGUCUAAGCUAUGUAGUCCAUGUUUCUUUGCAGGAUCUGCCAUUGUUGUAUCAAUUAUGGUGCUUGUUAUUUGCUUAAAUCGACCUAAAAGAAGAUGAAUGAUUUCAACUUUAUUU
This is a messenger RNA of Vitis vinifera (wine grape), 1746 nucleotides long. RefSeq lists its product as uncharacterized. The record is from RefSeq and is a predicted model, not a curated record. The transcript is spliced from 2 exons. Lineage: Eukaryota; Viridiplantae; Streptophyta; Magnoliopsida; Vitales; Vitaceae. Bases 631 to 1728 code for a protein of 365 amino acids.